CACAAAAAGUAAUAAAGACAAAACGCCAAAAAAUUACCUAAAAAUAAUAAAUAAACUUUAAAAAUUUCAGAUUGCUUCAGAUAGGAGCUUUACCGCGUAAAAUACGAUGUUACUAAAUAAGGUAGAAUCCUGUACUCCGGUCUUCUAAUUCGAGUGUUGAUUGAGUGGCUCCUGUAUUUCCCAAGAAUUUAAUAGCAGUCCAACCGAGCAGUACUGAAUGUUAUGAAAACAUGACUGGAGGGCUCAGGCAACCCCGGCAUAAAUAUGACGAGAGGAGAGAACAGUAUUACGACUCGUACGAUGAGUCGGACUCUCCGCCGUCAUACCGCGGCGGCGGCUACAGCAGCGGCGGCGGGCACGGCGGGGGGCGCGGGGGCGGGGGGCGGCGCGACACCGCCAUCCGCAGCAUCCUGGACGUGCAGUACGCGGCGGCGGUGACGUCCCGCUCCGGCGACUCCGACUCGGCGCAGUACGUGUCGAGCUCCGACAGCGCGCCGCGCCGCCCCUCCGUGCUGCUGCAGGUCAUCGACGGCGCGCCCUCCGACCCCCUCGCCGCGCUGCGCCGCCGCGCCGCGCCCGCUCACAGCUACGUUGAAGAAACACACGAGUCCAUCAGAAACUACAUCGGAGGACCCAAAAUGUGGGACAAAAUAAAGAAGACCACCAAAAUUUCAUGCAAGACCACAUUCGGCGCCAUAAAAAAAAUGCAAACCGCCAUCUCGAAAGACAUACAAAAACGGAAAAAUAAGCCGAAAAAACUCCCCGUCGUGCUGGUGCAGGCGCUACACACGCAGGAGAAGAAACAGAAAAAAAGUAAGACCAAAACAAAAACUAUGUCAGCCUCAUCUGCCGCCGGCGUGCAGAGCGAGUUGCUGAACGUGGUAGACCUGGUGCCGUCGGAGCGGCGCGGCGGGCCGGCGCGCGCCGAGCGCUUCUACAUCCGCCGGCCCGGUCGCCGCCUGCAGCUGUACUACGCCGAGCCCUCGGAGCGCGACCUGCGCAGCAGCGUGCUGCAGAUCGACGGCAUGGACGACCGCGCGCGCCUCAAGCGGCUCCGGCAGGUGCGCAAGAAGGCGAAGCGGCUGCACAAGGACCCUGACCCGAAGCCGCCUAAGGGCGCGAAGGGCGACCCGAAGGCGGACCCGCAGGCGCCGGUCCCGCGCCGCGGCACUAAAGACACCGACGAGGUCCUCGGCGUGGACAAGUCCCCGUACCCGGGCACGGUGGCCAACAAUCCCGAGGCGCACGUGGAGUGGAUCCGCCGCCACUACGAGCGGCUCAUCGGCACCUUCCCCGUGUCCGGCAAGUCCAAGGCCAUGGCCGUUAUCGACACGCGCUCCAAGAAGUUCAACAUGGCGCGCAUGUGGUACCGCGGACAAGGGGCGGGUCUGAAGGGCACCCGCGCCAUCGAGAUGAGCCUGGCGAUGCCGGCGGGCACCGUGUGCUCCUGCCCGGUCACCUACUGCGAGUGCUACGGGAACACGCUCAAGCAGACCGACUCCGCGCAUUAUGAGCCACCCCUAGAGCGUUACGAUCUCCGAGAGUUCAUAGUGAAGGCGGCCGGGUACCUGUACCUCGGUACUCUGGUGUCCAUAAUCCUCGGUAGACGUAUGGGCAAGUUUGAGAACACGUUCGCUGGUAACUUCAUGAAGUACAUGGACGCGAUCCGACACGGGAUGUCGCGGUUACCUCCUGGUCCGGAGGGCGUGGCGGUGAUCCCCACGUACUGCGACUCCGAGUGCUUCCCCUUCUACAAGCUGGAGGCGCCGGAGGGCGUCGACGCGGACUUCACGGAGCAGCUGGACAACAUCGUGGGCCACGCGGCCGUGGAGGUGGAGGAGCGCCGCACGCUCGAGAAGGAGAUCGCCGAGUACGAGAUCAGCAAGGCCAAGGCCGAGAAGGAGGCCAAACUCAAGGUCGAGAAGGACUUGAAGGAGGCCAAGAAGAAGCUCGAGGAAGAGAAGGCCAAAGCCAAAGAGGACAAGAUCAAAGAGAAGAAGGAGAAGGAGCAGGCGGAGAAACAGAAGAAGGAGAAAGAGAAAGAAAAGGAGAAAGAGGUGGAGAGAGAGAGGCAGAAAGAGAAGGAGAGACUGAAGGAAGAGGAGAAGGCGAUAGAGAAGGAGCUGGCGAAGGUGGAGGAGGCGAAGAAGAAGGGCCCCAAGCACGGCAAGCACGGCAAGCACGCAGCUGCGCCGACGACGGCGGCGGAGGCGUUGGCCGCGCCGCCCGCCGGCACCGCCGCCGCCGCCGACCCCGACAAGCCGCCCACCUUGACGGGAGAGAUCUUCGUGGGCGCCGGCGGCGAGGUCAUGGUCUCCGGCAAGCCCGCGCCCGUCGAGUCCGAGCUCUACCUGUUCUGAACACGUUCCGUUCUCGGUUAAACAAAAAUAUGAAUUCUGAAGUCUGGUAUGAAAAGCGACAUUGUCAUUUUGUUACACGUUUUGUUGUAAAUAAACAAGCUGUGAAAAAUA
This is a messenger RNA of Plutella xylostella (diamondback moth), 2471 nucleotides long. RefSeq lists its product as uncharacterized. Lineage: Eukaryota; Metazoa; Arthropoda; Insecta; Lepidoptera; Plutellidae. Gene Ontology annotation, molecular function: ubiquitin-like protein ligase binding. The record is from RefSeq and is a predicted model, not a curated record.